This is a messenger RNA of Stylonychia lemnae, 1752 nucleotides long. Lineage: Eukaryota; Ciliophora; Spirotrichea; Sporadotrichida; Oxytrichidae. The record is from the annotation of a GenBank genome assembly.
AUGUCAUUUAGUAGUUUUUUCUCAGGUGAUAAUCCUUAGAAAGUUAGAAAUGAACGGAACCCAGUAUAAUCAAGCUUAAAUUCAAGAUAAAAGAGCGUUUUGGACAAAUUAUUUGGCAAUGGAAAUGAAAAGAAACACUUUUAUGAGAGGCUGUAGAAACCUUUCAAAUAAACAUUUAUUGCCUCAAACCAAUUUGAUCAGUACAAUAAAAAUAAUCUAAUCAUGAAUCUAAAGGACAAGAAAUCUGGAUUUAAAAUUGUGCCUCAAGUUACGUAGCUUUUCGAUAAUUAACCUUUAAAGUUGAAAUUUCUAUUCUAGAAAAAGCAUUCAUCUUUGACAUAAAAAACACUGAGUAUGAAAUCUAUUUUAAAGAUAGAUGACCCAUAAGACAUUGCACUUUAGAACUACAACUAUUUCAAUUAUUACCUGGAUGUGGAUAACCCAAACUUAAGUUUCAACAGAAUAUUCAUAUCAAAUUAGUUUAAUAUACUUCCUGAUCAUGAUCGAUUUUAUGCAGAAUUCUUAUAGACAAUAGCUUUCCAGCAGAAUAAUAUGAAUUUCGGGGCAAGAAUCAAUUAUCUUAGAGAUAAGUAUGUUCAUCUGUUUGCUUAUAAAGAAGCAGCUAAGUAUAGAUUAUUAUUUGACUUAAAUCCAGCAGAGAUCAAAGUGCAAGCAAGAUGUUUGUAUAUGAAUCUUCAUUAUGAAUUGUUGGGGAUUAAUGCGAAUUGUGAUUUUAAAAAUUCUAGAUAUGAAGUAGAUUUGCUCCAUUCCCACCCUCUUACAAAUAAAGAACUUACUAAUUUUUAUGCACUUUAUUAUACUGAUUUGAACAUUGUGGUCUAUUAUGUGAAUUUAGCAAUUCAGGGUGCAUUUUCUAUUCCAAUUGCAUACCUAAUGGUAAAAAAAAUAAGUUUAGAAACUUCAUAGCAGUGCUUAUUAGAGUAGUUUCUAUUGCUGGAGAAAGAAAAGGAACUUACUGGUUAUUUCAGUCUAUGCACUGCAAAGCAACCUCUAAAAUUGAAUAAGCUUAUUUUAACCUUUGCUACUUUGCCUCUUGGAAUUAUGCUGAGCAUACUUCUCCAAUCAGUUAUCUAUACCAGAGAUGAUGGCUUUUUCUAUAAUGAGGAUUAAGUAAAGUAUAAGACCCUUGCGUAUUUCCUAGUAGCAUUUAGUGAGUAAAUUGAGAAUGAUAAGAAAUCUAUAAGUAUAAAGAAAUUCUUCAAGCUUAAAGUGAAUUACGGCAUUAUGUUUAGUUUUGGUUUACUAACUGCAGUCUUUUAUUUCUAGCUUUAGAAAUGGCCUCACAUAACUAACUAGUUUAAUUUUACCCCAUUAUCCUAAACUAUUUAUAACAUUUUGCGCUUUGUUCGAAGUUAUAUGUAAGUAAAAUUAUCAUAUCUUUAUCAAUAAAUAAAAGCUGUGGGUGUAAUGUUAGGAACACUAUCAAAGGCAAAUGUUGGUCUUACUACAUUCUUGGCUUUCAUGAUUGGAUUUUUCUUAGCUGCUUUAUUAAUAACCAUAUAUAUGCAGUGUUAGCAUUUAAUUGAAAAAGAAAAUAUCAAUUGCUUCUUGAUUUAUGGUGGAAAUAUGGCUGUUGGAGGAAUCCUAAGUAUGGUGAUUACGAUUGUCGGAGAUAAGAUUCAUUACAUGAAUAGGGAUAUUAAGACUUGGAUUUAUUUUGCUGAGGGUUUGAUUAUAUUACUUGUUUCCAUUGCAUUUUUUAUUAUGAUGUGUCUCACAAGAGCAAUGUGA